CCAGUAAGUAUUAGCAUAAGCUGCAUACCCCGCGUGGCCUUGAUUCUACAACAGAGACUGCCGGGUAAACAUUUCUUUAUGGAGGCAUAUGCAUACGAACGCUUCCCACGAGAACUUCCGGUGGAAGUAUUCCUCGUGCUGGCUAGCGUGUCAGUUUGUAUAAAUCUGCGCCGGGCUUUCCGUUCUGUGUUUGAGUUUAUGUCGGCCGGCUUACGCAUGUGCACAAAUCAGCAAAAUCAUGAGGUCUUUAAAAUAGCUGAGGUAUUUUUGGAUGGAAAAAAUUGGAUCAGCAUCGGAAACAGCCAAAAUGUACCCGGCGAGGGACACAUCCGAAUGUUAACGUCAGCCAAUUAUGUCUAUAAGACUCAGUGCCGGUUUUCGCAGGGAGAUGCACGAUAGAACCGUUUGCUUGUUUACUAGUUAGUUGCUUUCUUUAAUUUUAUUGUGCCCCGCAUUCUGCUAGAUUGUUGACAGCGACGCUCGAUUGGGCAAUCUUUCUGGUUUUCUUUAACGAAUUGUUAUUUUUGUGAUUACAAGAACAACUUAAGAGUAAGUAUGUCGAAAGAAGUUCCAGAUCCUAAACCAAUUCGCCGGAAGAGUAAAGAACAUAUUAUGGACAAACCGCUUCCGAGUGUACGGCGCCGCAGCAGAGAUCUAGCAGUAGCUGCCAAAGAUAGAGCUGCCAUAUUCCAGAAAAUGGCAAAAGAUCAUGCCGAACGGCAGCUCGAUAACCCAUUUUCUGAUCACCAUCCCGAUGGCAAAGUGCGGAUGAAGAAAAUUGAUAAAAAUGAUCCCAAUUAUGGGAAACCUCUGGAAGGAAGCAGCACCGCCAGGAGAGGACAAGAAGCAGAUGUCCAUAUAAAAAAGGAAAUCCAACAGCUUUGCGAAAUAAUAUACGAUAUCGCUCUUCACGAUCCAAAUGUGCCUGGGCCUGAUUGCUGGGUAAAAUUUGGUCCACUCUUUGAGCAUUACAACCAUGUUUCCGACAAAGUGGUUGGCAUCCUGCUGCGUGCCAGAAAAUAUGGAUACGUAGCGUUCGAAGGAGAAAUGUUGUACCAAAGGCGGGAUGAUCAUGUGAAAAUAACGUUAACUCGAGAAGGAUUAAUACUGAUCAAAAAGAUUCCUUCAUCUUCAUGACAAGCGUGUCCUUCAACUUGUUUAAUACUCCAACUCUCCAUUCUCCAAGACCCCAGUGGAUGCCUCGUUCGGAGUUCGGACCUUUAAUUAAUCCUAGGCUAUGAUGUAGUCGAUUCUACGAUGUGGUCGUAAUAACGGGCUGGCGGCUAUGGUAUAUACUGGUCAAGGAGGGAAAAUUAAUAAUUUGUCUAAAAAAUGUGUUUUCACUUUUGGGCACGUGUAAAUUCGAAUAAUUUAUUAAGUAUUUGUACUUACUACGUCGCUCAGGUUCUGUUCAAUGGUACCAUGCAUAAUUGGAAUUUUUUGCGCUGAUUCUUUUUUCGAGCGUCAUU
Messenger RNA from Paramacrobiotus metropolitanus, 1469 nucleotides. RefSeq names its product actin-binding Rho-activating protein-like. Gene Ontology annotation, molecular function: actin binding. NCBI's taxonomy places the organism in Eukaryota, Metazoa, Tardigrada, Eutardigrada, Parachela, Macrobiotidae. The transcript has 4 exons. Gene Ontology annotation, biological process: positive regulation of Rho protein signal transduction. The record is from RefSeq and is a predicted model, not a curated record. Bases 556 to 1137 code for a protein of 193 amino acids.